This is a messenger RNA of Apaloderma vittatum (bar-tailed trogon), 948 nucleotides long. It is a transcript of the gene DBF4B, whose product is annotated as DBF4 zinc finger B. Gene Ontology annotation, biological process: positive regulation of nuclear cell cycle DNA replication; regulation of cell cycle phase transition. The annotation marks the transcript as partial. The transcript has 10 exons. The record is from RefSeq and is a predicted model, not a curated record. Gene Ontology annotation, molecular function: nucleic acid binding; protein serine/threonine kinase activator activity; zinc ion binding. Gene Ontology annotation, cellular component: Dbf4-dependent protein kinase complex; nucleus. NCBI's taxonomy places the organism in Eukaryota, Metazoa, Chordata, Aves, Trogoniformes, Trogonidae.
GUGACCGAAAGCUUCCUCAGCAAAGAAGUCAGCUACGUGGUUUCCAGCAACAAAGAAGCUAAACAAGACAAAGCCAGAACUCGGACCGAGAAGCGGAGCAACGUGACUUCAGGAGAUGCAAAAGCCGUGAGCUCGAUGCCUUCUACCUCCAAAGGGACCCACACCAGACCUCACCAGAAGCCACCGGACACUGCCCUGAUCAGCAGGGGGAAGGAAUUGCUGCAGAAGGCGAUGAAGAAUCAGGACGCCUGCGGUGGCAGCAGCAUCCUCGCCAACGCUCGCCUGUGGGGAGUCCAGAUCGUGCACGUGGACGAAAUGUUGUCGUACGCUCAGCAGCUGCUGCGUGCCGUCUCGGGAGCGAGGAAACGGUGCCAGAACACGGAGGCAAAAUGCCUCGCGUCCGGAUCAAAAAUUCGCAAAGCAGGCAGAUUGAAGCCCCCCUUUCUGAAGGUUGAAGACCAGAGCAGGCAGUUCCGACCCUUCCAUCACCAGUUCAAAAGUUUUCCCGACCUGAAUUUCCAGACGCCCAAAAGCUCCAGCCCCUUUGAGCCGCUGAAAAGCCUCUUGAAUUCUUGCAGAGCCAGGGGUGCGGAGGACUGCCCGGUGCGCAGCGACCGGGAGAAGAGCCCCCCAUCCACCCUGGUCACCGUGCGGAAGAAAAAGAGGGGCUUUUGCGAGUGCUGCCAAGAGACCUUCGAAGAGCUGCAGAAGCACCUCCAGAGCCCCCAGCACAAGCGGUUUGCACUGGAUGACUCGCACUACGCCCCUGUGGAUCGUGUCAUCGCGCAGCUCGCCCACAGUUUUGUGGAGUGGUCGGCCGAGGUGCCUCGGUCCUGCCUGACAGAUGGACCCGUCGAGCCUCGAGCGCAAGGCAAUGGAGGGAUCGAGGUGCUGACAGCAGAGCUGGGGAAGGAAAGGGAGCAGCCUGAGCAGGUGUCUGUGGAACUG